AUGAGAGCUGCGAGUGCCGAUGCGCCGCCUUUCAAUCCCUCCCAAACAUCCGCAAACUCGGGCGCAAGCAAGCGCACCACAUCCAAUGGCCAGCAGGUAGUUCUCGACUCGGACGAUGAUUCUCUACCCGACCUUGACUUUGGUCUUCCCACCCCCAAAGUCAAGACAAUCGUCACGACCACCACCACACGUUCUAAGCGCAUGUCUGAAGACCAAGAGAACGGUCUACAAAAGCCGGCCAAGAAGGCCAAGGAUAACAGGAGCAAGUUUGAUGUACUUGUAAAGGCGGCCCACAAGAAUCUCGAGACAGAGCGGCAGAUCAAGGAGCACAGUGCGCUUCUGGACCAGUCCCUUGAAGAACACGCAGAUACUACCCUGGCACUCAACGAGGAACUACUUGGCCAAGCUGUGGACGACGACGACGAUCCAGAGAAAGCGCAUCGCCUCCUUCAGGCCAUGCAGAGAACAAAUGCUACACAGAUGGAGAGCGUCUACCAUUUCUUCCAAGAUGACUCGGACUCAAUACAAGCGCAGCCCAAGUUCCCCAUCAGCAGCCUGCCCAAGCACGGAUGGGCCUCGAUUUUCAAAGGCUACGUUCGAAAGCUCGAAGGCGACGCUAUGGAAGCUCUCAUAUGCAACCUUGAUAACCACAAAAUGACCUCCACCGUAGGGAGUCCUCCACUGCAACACGAUACCCAGGCUCUAAUUUCUUCACAGCUUAGCGAUAUCAUCUCCCAACUACUUGUCAAAGUAACGCAUCCUCUGCUUCAAAGGAACCUAGUCUGUUCUUUCCCAGCGACUUCACCAUUAACGGCAUACCUACAACGCCACUUGGCUCUCGCGUUAUUAGUCUACCCAGUACCAGUCGACGUAGAACUCUCAGACCCCAAGCUGCCUGACAUGAUUCACCAAUACCUGGACAAGUCUUCGAAUUUCCGAAUAGACAAGGACACCGACUACGAGCACCUCACCGCACGUUUGACAUUGCUUGACAUUGCCAUAGGGCCUGGCUUAUUGAACGUCCCGUAUCAGCCCCUAUCAAGUCCAACUACGUCAGAAACCGGCUCGUCUCCAGUCAGGGUUCCAGUACCAGCGUCAUCAGAAGUCAAAGAUUUCAACAACGAGGUGGAUGCGCUUGCUCGGCAGUUCCAGCUACUCAGCAACUCCAUCGUCGAGGCUGGCGCUGCGGUGGAUCUUACCAUCAUGGACGCCAAAGAUUCUAUAGAGAGACUACGCGCACGACUCGAGCACGCUGUGCGGAUAGGCGGAAAGAAGGUCUAUAACCUCUUUGGUGAUGAAGAUGAACACACACAGCCAAAUCUCAGAAGGUUCUUUAAAAGCACGAGCAAAGACGCGCCGAAGAAGUCCAUCUUCGACGAAGAGGACGAUGUAGUGGUAUCACCAGCCGAUGACCCAAAAGCCUGA
Alternaria metachromatica is the source of this 1425-nucleotide messenger RNA. RefSeq lists its product as uncharacterized. The transcript is spliced from 3 exons. The record is from RefSeq and is a predicted model, not a curated record. The coding region runs from base 1 to 1425 and encodes 474 amino acids. NCBI's taxonomy places the organism in Eukaryota, Fungi, Ascomycota, Dothideomycetes, Pleosporales, Pleosporaceae.